UGACCUUCGGUGCUUAUCCAAAGGGCAUAAUGGCGUAUUUCGCAUUUUGAAAAACAAUUAUUCUGAAUUAUUGACUGGAGUCGCCUUUAACAUUUCAAAUUUUGGGAUUGAUGGCGAGCUACUAAAGUAUACUAACUAAUUUAAGGGAUAUACGUGGACUGUUCUCGUUUUUCACUUCUGAAUUUAGAUUUUAAAAAGUACCACAAAAUGGCGCAUGGUGUCUGUUAUAGGCGGAUCACAUGCGCCAGUCCGAGAUAAUGUGGUAUUGCAAAAAUAAUAGACAAUCACGGUGGAUUAAAAAAAACGAAGUUCGUGUGGCUCUAUUUUUACUCUUUGUUUCAGUUUAUACACAAUGUGAAGAUUGCUGGUGAUUAAACUUUGAUAUGUAACGUGACGGUACACAUGGCUACAGCGUCACUGUGACCUAUUACCUUUACCCUACAACCUCACGACAACAAAAUGGCUACCGUCAUCCAACGCCUCGCGAGGGAUUUUUGCAGUCUGUCGCCUUCUAUUUUUCCUCAACUACGACAGAUUCAGAGGCUCCCGCGUAGACUGGGCACCUCUCCAUACUUACUUCCCAGUCACUUUUUCUGCAAAGCGGCAUCAACCCAGAAUGAGGACUCUACCCAAGCUGCUGAGGCUGUAUCCCGCUACAAUGAUAGACCCUGGGAUUAUCUGGAGAGUGAAGAGUACUUUGAGAGGUAUGGAGCCAGUCCAGUGUGGGAAGGCUACCGGAGGAACCACAAAGGAGGCAUUCCCCCACAGAAGACACGCAAGACCUGCAUUAGAGGAGAUAAGAUAUGUGGCAAUCCCUGUCCAAUUUGUCGGGAUCCAAACACUGUCAUUCACCAUCAGAAUGUGAAAUUAUUGCAGCAGUUCAUUAGUCCCCAUACUGGAAUCGUGUAUGAUUCCACUCAAACUGGUUUGUGUAUGAAACAGCAGAAGAAGCUCAAUGAGGCCAUCAGCACAGCACAAGAUCUUGGCUUACUACACUUUCAGAUUCCACAUGUGAAAUUUACAGGAGAAGACUUCUACAGUUCUCAUGAUGCUGUGGCUCCCACACCACCUCCCCCCAUAACCUCUGGCGACACCUGGUAUAAAUGGUACAGUGAAAUAAUGCCUGAUGAGAAAGAAGUGGCUAAAGUCAAGAAUGCAUACAAGGCUUAUUUAAAGUGAUGGAGACCACUUUAAUUAUCACUUAAGUUCCCUUUGAUGUGCGAAGUCUAAUGAACCAUGUGCAUUUCCACCCUGUUUCAUGUCCCACAUGUGAGUAUAAAUAAUAAACCACAGAAUCAAAACUGAA
Molecule: messenger RNA, 1306 nt
Organism: Paralichthys olivaceus (Japanese flounder)
Lineage: Eukaryota; Metazoa; Chordata; Actinopteri; Pleuronectiformes; Paralichthyidae
Gene: mrps18b
Product: mitochondrial ribosomal protein S18B
Biological process (GO): mitochondrial translation
Cellular component (GO): ribosome; mitochondrion
Molecular function (GO): structural constituent of ribosome
Source: RefSeq, a predicted model, not a curated record